AUGGAUACAUGGGCCAUGGUGCUGGGUGCUGAGGUCACUGUCCUGUGGGGCCAGGAUGAGGGCCAGCUGUCAGCCAUUGGGGAGCAGGUGUUCGCAGUGGAGAGCAUCCGGAAGAAGCGCGUGCGGAAGGGCAAAGUGGAGUAUCUGGUAAAGUGGAAAGGAUGGCCCCCCAAGUACAGCACAUGGGAACCAGAAGAGCAUAUCCUGGACCCCCGCCUCGUCAUGGCCUACGAGGAAAAGGAGGAGAGAGACCGAGCAUCCGGGUAUAGGAAGAGAGGCCCGAAACCCAAACGGCUUCUGCUGCAGCGGCUGUACAGCAUGGACCUGCGCAGCUCCCACAAGGCCGAGGGCAAGGAGAAGCUCUGCUUCUCCCUGACGUGCCCACUCGGCAGCGGGAGGCCUGAGGGGGUGGUCAAGGCGGGGGCAUCUGAGCUGGUGGACAAGGGCCCCUUGGUCCCCACCCUGCCCUUCCCGCUCUGCAAGCCGCACAAGGCCCACAAGUACCUGCGGCUCUCACGCAAGAAGUUCCCGCCCCGCGGGUCCCACCUGGAGAGUCACAGCCAUCCACGGGAGCUCUCCCUGCAGGAGCCACCGGCCACAGAGGUUCUGCAGGCAGCCGGCGAGUGGGAGUCCACGGAGCAGCCCCCCGAAGAGGAGGCAGACGCAGACUUGGCCAAUGGGCCCCCUCCCUGGAUACCCACGCUCCCCUCAAGUGAGGUGACUGUGACUGACAUCACCGCCAACUCCAUCACCGUCACCUUCCGUGAGGCCCAGGCAGCCGAGGGCUUCUUCCGAGAUCGCAGCGGGAAGCUCUGAGCCUUAGUGGCCUCUGUCCUUAAACUGUUUUGGGGGCUUGGGGUGGGCAACUCCAGAGAUGGGGAUGGGUUGGGGUUCCUAUUCUAUUUAAAAAACUCCGGAGCAGAAGGGGGGAAGACCCCACCACCCUCCUGUCACCCUGCCUUGCUCUGAUCUGCAAGGGACAUUUACAGCCGGCCUUCUGGGCGGGACUGGGAGGCCAGCGCUGCUCUGGUAACCAAGUCGUCUCCUCGAGGAUGGGGAUGCCGGUCUCAAAGCAGCUGAUUCUGGGAGUCCGGGGUGUCCAGAGCUCUGCCUGGAGCAGUGACCCAGGCUGCUCCCCCCGCCACACUUUUUUUUUUUUUUUUUUUUUUUUUUUUUU
This is a messenger RNA of Fukomys damarensis (Damara mole-rat), 1177 nucleotides long. RefSeq names its product chromobox 7 (gene Cbx7). Gene Ontology annotation, cellular component: PRC1 complex. The record is from RefSeq and is a predicted model, not a curated record. Gene Ontology annotation, biological process: negative regulation of transcription by RNA polymerase II. The transcript is spliced from 7 exons. NCBI's taxonomy places the organism in Eukaryota, Metazoa, Chordata, Mammalia, Rodentia, Bathyergidae. Bases 1 to 816 code for a protein of 271 amino acids.